AUUCUUUUCCCGCGAAAUAUACCACGUGACAGCUUUGUGUGUAUUCCGCGGGAAAGUGUGUCGUGGAAGAGAGGCUGUACAAUUUGCAAUAACUGAAAGAGAACAUGUCAUCCCCUACGACACCCCGUCGACGUAGCAAGCGAGGUCGCAGCUCUGAGCCUGGCAGCCCCACUGAGAGCGAGGAUCCAGGGCAGAGAACGCCAUCUCGUAGAAGCACACGAUCCGGGGCUAGUACACCCUCUUCCACACGAGGCAGCGCCAAGAAGUCUGCCAAGAAGACUGGAGAAGGUUCCUCGCCACCAUCCCGCCGCCGCCGAGUUGAUGCAUCCCCCGGCAGCGACCUCGCACCCAUGCCGUCCUCACCCCCCUCUGGGCAGGCUGGGGACGAGAGUCUCUUCUCAAGUCCUAAGAAUGGGAUUCCUACAAGCGAGAUCGAUUUGAGCUCUCCUCUUAACUAUGGCACCCCAAGUUCCCGGGGCGGUAUUGGCACUCCCCGCACUCCAGGGCUUGGCCAGACCCCGGUCAGACACCGAUCGGACAUACGGAGCAGCAAGAAAAUGAAACAAGUGGCAAUUGGAGGGUCCGAACCAUCUGAACCCACUCGUGUGACCAGCGAGCUUGGCACGGACUCGAACAGUGGACCUCAGUUGGUUAUCUGGGGAACAGAUGUGGACAUCGAACAGUGCAAGGACAAAUUCAAGCGUUUCAUCACCAAAUACAUCGACCAUGACGUCGCAGACGAUGAGCAGUUUGCAGGGAUGGAUAUCAACGAACCGUACUAUCUGCAGAGAUUGGCUGAGAUCAAUGCAAUUGGAGAGCCAUUCCUGAACAUCAACAGCAAGCACCUGCAGGAGUUUGACACGGAGGUGUACCGUCAGCUGGUCAACUACCCACAGGAAGUCAUUCCCACAUUCGAUAUGGCCGUCAACGAAAUGUUCUUUGAAAAAUACCCAGAUGCUGUCCUUAACCAUACCAUCCAAGUCAGACCGUUUAAUUCUGACAAGACGAAAAACAUGAGAUCACUCAAUCCUGAAGAUAUUGACAAGUUGCUGACAAUCGGUGGAAUGGUGAUCCGACUGUCAUCUCUGAUCCCCGAAAUGAGAGAAGCGUUCUUCCGGUGUCAUGUGUGUUCCAGCUCCAAGUCGGUGGAGAUCGACCGUGGCCGUAUCGCUGAGCCGACUCUCUGUACCAACUGCAACACCAACCACUCCUUCACACUGGUGCACAACCGCUCUCAGUUCAGUGACAAACAGAUGAUCAAGCUCCAGGAAUCUCCAGAGGACAUGCCCCCUGGUCAGACUCCCCACACCGUCAUCCUGUAUGCCCACAACGACUUAGUGGACCGCGUCCAGCCUGGCGACAGAGUGACCGUCACUGGCAUCUACAGGGCCACACCCCUCAGGGUCAACCCCAAGAUGAGGAAUGUGAAGUCGGUGUACAAGACCCACAUCGAUGUCGUCCACUUCCGCAAGGUGGAUCAGAAGCGGCUGCGAGAGGUGGAUGAAGAGGAUGGCAAUGAAGCCCGAUUCCCUGAAGAGAGAAUAGAACUGAUUAAGGAGCUGUCAAAGAAGUCGGAUGUCUAUGAGAGACUGGCCAGGGCGAUAGCUCCCAGCAUCUACGAGAACGAAGAUAUCAAGAAGGGCAUCCUGAUGCAGUUGUUUGGCGGAUGUCGAAAGGAUUUCACUAACGCUGGCAGAGGGAAGUUCAGAUCUGAGAUCAACAUCUUGCUGUGUGGCGACCCCGGUACCAGCAAGUCACAACUGCUACAGUACGUCCACCACCUGGUACCUCGAGGUCAGUACACCUCCGGCAAGGGGUCAAGUGCUGUUGGUCUCACAGCUUAUGUCACAAAGGACCCAGAGACAAGACAGUUGGUUCUUCAAACUGGCGCAUUGGUGUUGAGUGACAACGGAGUGUGCUGUAUUGACGAGUUUGACAAGAUGAAUGACAGCACUCGCUCAAUUCUUCAUGAAGUUAUGGAGCAGCAGACACUGUCCAUUGCCAAGGCUGGGAUCAUCUGCUCCCUGAACGCGAGAACGUCCAUCCUGGCUGCGGCCAACCCGGUCGACUCCCAGUGGAACAAGAACCGCACCAUCACCGAGAACAUCCUGCUGCCACAUACCCUGCUGUCCAGAUUUGAUCUGAUCUUUUUGAUCUUGGACCCUCAGGACGAGCUGUACGACAGACGACUGGCCAACCAUCUUGUAUCUCUCUACUUCAAGAGUCCAGAAGACUCCCAGGACGAACACCUGGACAUGUCUAUACUGAAGGACUACAUCGGGUACGCCAAGCGCUACAUCAACCCCAGGAUUGACGAGGAUGCUGGUCAGGCCUUCAUCCAGGCAUAUGUCGAGAUGAGGAAGGUCGGCAGCAGCAGAGGCCAGGUGUCCGCCUACCCUCGGCAGCUGGAAUCUCUCAUCCGAUUGGCAGAGGCACAUGCCAGAAUGAGGCUGUCAGAGACCGUUGAGGUGGCAGAUGUUGAAGAAGGUCGCAGGCUGUACAAGGAGGCCUUGAAGCAGGCUGCAGUGGACCCGUCAACGGGCAAGAUCGACAUCUCCAUUCUGACCACGGGCAUCAGCGGUGCUGCUAGGAAACGCAAGGCAGAGGUGGCACAGGUGUUGAAGAAACUGAUUCAGUCCAAGGGGAAGGUUCCAAGUCUCAAACAUGGCAAGCUGUACGAAGACUUCAGGGACAAGUCUGACAUUCCAAUCACACGAGACAUGUUCGAUGAAGCUCUCAAAGAACUACAGGAUGAAGAUUUCCUGAUCGUCACCAACAAGGUCAUUCGACUGUGCACAUAACUGCCAUGUGAUUGUCACAAGACGACACUCAACCGUGAAUUUGGGCCAGUUACAGUGUGACAUGUCACAUUAAAACAUGUGUAAAUAAUUGGAAAGCAGUGACAGUACUCUCAGAUGCAAGAACUGCUUUUCUCUGUACAGAAUCGAUCAUGAAUAUUUGGAUGUUCUCGGAUACCAAUUGCAUUUACUUGUAUAGAAAUUGUUACUGAAUUUAAUGGAUAUUUGAAGUUUUUCUGAUAAUGUUGCAUUUACCUGUAUAGACACUUGUUAUGGAUGAAGUAUUGUGGAGAUGGUCCUCGGAUACCAACAUUGCAUUUACCUGUAAAGCACCCAGAGUCUUGGGUAUCUGUACAUAGCUGUACAUUCAAACACUUUAUGUUCCUGUAAAAGCGCUGAUUGGAAUAAAAGACUUUUAUAUGGAAAA
This is a messenger RNA of Haliotis rufescens (red abalone), 3225 nucleotides long. RefSeq names its product DNA replication licensing factor mcm4-A-like. Gene Ontology annotation, cellular component: nucleus; MCM complex. Gene Ontology annotation, biological process: DNA replication; DNA strand elongation involved in DNA replication; double-strand break repair via break-induced replication. Lineage: Eukaryota; Metazoa; Mollusca; Gastropoda; Lepetellida; Haliotidae. Gene Ontology annotation, molecular function: single-stranded DNA binding; single-stranded DNA helicase activity; ATP binding. The record is from RefSeq and is a predicted model, not a curated record. The transcript is spliced from 18 exons. Bases 105 to 2801 code for a protein of 898 amino acids.